Molecule: messenger RNA, 5927 nt
Organism: Salvia miltiorrhiza (redroot sage)
Lineage: Eukaryota; Viridiplantae; Streptophyta; Magnoliopsida; Lamiales; Lamiaceae
Exons: 11
Coding region: 267-5459 (1730 amino acids)
Biological process (GO): CAAX-box protein processing
Cellular component (GO): membrane
Molecular function (GO): metalloendopeptidase activity
Source: RefSeq, a predicted model, not a curated record
AUAUUUUUCAAUAUAUUAUAGAGUAUAAAAUAGAUUAUAGAUUUCAAUUUUCAACAAGUCUUUUUCAAAUAGAAGACACCAGAUCCGAGGCACCGAACUCCACAAGCUUGGAUUCGGACAAUCCAGAACUUGCCAAACGGAAGGAACCGCACAGUACGUAACUGCAGACACCGCGCCAAAAUUCUCAACCGUCAAAACGAACCACUCAUCAUGAACACUCUCCACCGCCACCACCUCCUCCGCCGCUGAUCACCGCCGCAGCUGCUAUGACCCUGGCGUCCAGACAGGCCGUAUUCCUCCUCCCACCUUCGUCUCUCCACCGACAUGGCAUACCGCCAUGCCAGCACCGCCGUGCAUGGAAGCGCCGCCGUCUCAAGCCCCCCACCGUCCACAGCGAGUUCAAUCCCGCGCCACCGCCUCUCGAUAAUUUCUUCCAAGGCUUGCUCUCCCAGCUCCCCUCUGUUAAUUCGCUUGAUUUAAUCGCCCCGGCAGUCGGCUUCACCUCCGGCAUCGCUUUAUUUCUAUCUUCUAAAACCCCUAAAUUGCUUCCUAGCCCUACAUCGAGUUCUGAUAUUGGGGAAUGGAUCCUGUUCACCAGUCCGACGCCGUUUAAUCGGUUCGUGACGUUGCGGUGUCCGUCUAUUGAUUUCCCUGAGAACGAAUUAAUGGAAAAUGUGAGCGAGAAGCUUGUGAAAGAGGACAGGCAUUAUGUGAAACUGAACAGCGGGAGAAUAAUUCAGCCGGUCGAGAGUAGUGAUGGAAGCGAAGAUGAGAAAUUGGUGUAUCAGAGGCUCUGUGUUGGCACAGAGGAUGGCGGAGUCCUCUCGUUGGAUUGGCCAGCUAACUUGGACUUGGAGGAGGAGCGAGGGUUCGAUACCACGGCGUUGAUUGUUCCAGGGACGGUGGAGGGGAGCAGCGAGAGGAAAAUUAGGGCUUUCGUGUGCGAUUGCUUGAGGAGAGGUGUUUUUCCCCUGGUCAUGAAUCCAAGAGGUUGUGCUGCCUCGCCAUUGACCACUCCACGGUUAUUUACAGCUGCUGAUAGUGAUGAUAUCUCCAUAGCUGUUCAGUUCAUAACCAAGAGAAGGCCGUGGACAACAUUAAUGGCAGUUGGCUGGGAGUAUGGUGCAAACAUGUUGACGAAGUACUUGGCAGAACUUGGAGAGCGAACACCUCUUACAGCUGCAAUAUGCAUAGACAAUCCUUUUGACUUAGAGGAAGCCACAAGGUCCUCUGUCUACCAUCCAGAUUAUGAUCAGAGGCAAACAAACGGCUUGAUUAAGAUACUUCAAUGUAACAAGGAAUUAUUUCAAGGCCGAGGUAAAGGAUUUGACGUUGAAAAAGCAUUGUCGGCCUCAUCUGUUCGGGAUUUUGAGAAAGCAAUUUCUAUGGUUUCUUAUGGAUUUGAUACCAUUGAAGACUUCUAUGCAAAAUCAAGCACACGAGAUGUGAUCAACAAAGUGAAAGUUCCUGUUCUGUUUAUACAGAAUGAUGACACAAAAGUCCCAUUCUUCUCUAUCCCACGGAGUUUGAUAGCAGAGAAUCCAUAUACAAGCCUUCUUCUGUGUUCUUAUAAGCCAUCUAGAAAAAUUAUGAAUGAAAGGCAAACGUUUUCUUGGUGCCAGCACCUAGCAUUGGAGUGGCUUUCAGCUGUGGAGCUUGGACUUCUAAAAGGUCGGCAUCCACUUCUCAAAGAUGUUGAUGUCACUAUAAAUCCAUCGAAGGGUUUAGCAUUGGUAGAAGGCAGAGCUUCUCCUAAAAGGGGAGGAGUUGGUGGAGUCUUGAAUCUUACUAAUGGGGGUUCUACAAAUCCUCAAUUGGAGAUGUUAAAGGUAAAUGGUACAGCCACGAGAGCUCAAUUAGGAUCCAACAAAGAUAUAGGAGAGCUGCAUAUCAAAGGAUUGCAACUAGAGGACAACAAUGUGGGGAAACGAUCUGAUGCUGCUGUCAACCCAACCACAGAGGGAGUAAACUCUUCUGAAGUUGAAAGAGGACAAGUACUACAGACUGCAGAAGUGAUCAUGAACAUGCUUGAUGUUACUAUGCCCGAAACUCUGUCAGAUGAACAGAAGAAAAAGGUUUUUAAUGCGGUGGGUAAAGGAGAAACCGUAAUGAAAGCUUUGCAAGAUGCUGUUCCUGAUGAUGUUAGAGGAAAGCUCACAACUGCUGUUUCGGGUAUUCUGCAGAGUCGAGGAUCUGAUUUAAAUUUUGAUAAAUUAUUAAAGCUAGGACGUAAUAGUAAGGAGGCACCAAAAUUAGACCCGAAGGUACUUGAAAAAGCAAUUCUUGGUGAAGAUGUCCAGUCUUUGGACCAAAAGAAGAGGACUAAUGGCUUUGAAGAUGGUUCCUCUAGUGUCGACCAUAGCCCUGACAUGUCUCCUAAGGAUAUGGAAUCAGAUGAACAGGCAUCAAAGAUUUCAGAGAAAGAGAGUGACCCCAUUCCUGAUUUGGGUAAGGGGUCCCAUGAUGAGAUGGGAAAUUCUAAUGAGUCUCGUGAUAAUACAGUCGAAAUUUCUGAUAGGGAAAUUAUGGCAGAAGUAAAUCCAAAACAAGAUUCUUCCAGCUUGUUUGAUGGGCCUGAUGGAGCAGGGGAUAUUCUUGAUCAAAAAAAAUUGGAAGGCGAAACUUGUAAAGGUCAAUCAGACCCAACAAUCGAAAAUAAUGAGCCGAAAAGUGACGUUUCAAAUGAUCAUAAAUCUGAACCCUCUAACACAGAGGAAAAAUCUUCAGCUCCAUCCCCCACUUCUGAGACACCUGUUAUGGAAAAUGAAGCAGAAAACAGUCAGGGGAAGGAAGAAAAAGAUCCAAUAUCUGCUUUAAGCCCAAAUAUGAGUGAUGCAUCAACCUUCAGUGUCUCUCGGGCAUUUGAUGCAUUAACAGGAUUUGAUGAUUCGACCCAAGUUGCCGUUAAUAAUGUAUUCAAUGUAAUUGAGGGCAUGAUUGAUCAGUUGGAGGAGAAAAAGGACAAUGUGGUAGAUGAAGUCAAGAACACAAAAACUAAAAGUGAAGUUAAUGGAGUAGAUGAGGUGAAGGAAUUUAGUGAAGGCUCCGUGUCUAAGAAUCAUCUGCCACAGGAUGACCCCAGAUCUUCAGGGACAAGUGAUGUCAAUGAAAGCCUGCAGUCUGGCAAUUCAGAUGGUUCUACUUUGCAAGAUAAAGAAUACUCUGGGGACAUACAUGAAGGACAGCAUCAUGAACAUGGUGCAUACAACCAUAAUAGUACUGAUAUAACUAAUACAAGGAGCCAGGUUAAGACCGAAAGUGAAAUCAGUCUUUUGCCUGCAUCCGGAGAACUUCCAACUGAAAAUUUUGUGACAGAUUUGAAUAGGAAUUCAGAAAGGAUUCCUAUAGUUUUAACUAAAUUUCCAUAUGGUGAUCCACUUUACAUAGAGUGCCUCAAGACAUAUCUUUCUUUGAAGAUGAAAAGCGCAAAGCCUCUAGGUGUGAAUAAACCAGCAUUAUAUUUAGACUACAUCGCUGAAGAAGGUCAGUGGAAGAUUUUAGAGCAAACUGAAACUGAUACUGAUUACAGAGAAGAUAAGACUGACAGCCGACCACGAUCUAAGAGUAGUGAUAAUACUAUUGAACCAUCUUACGUGAUACUAGAUUCUGGUCAAUCCGAGGACCCAAAUGAAGAACUUGGGAAGGGUACUGUCAGCAACAAUGCUGAAUUCGAUGAGGCCAAAUUUGAUGGUUCCACGCCUCUCAUCAAAAGUCUCAUAUUGGAAUGUUUAGAAGUUGAAGUUGGACGUAGAGUCAGUGCUUUUGAUCUGGAAGAUCUGGAACUCAAACUUGCUAGAGAAAUGGAGUAUGUUGCCAAUGCUGUAUCUAUGGUAGCAGGGAAAGGCAUGCAUCAUAUGGAUAAGUGGAACGAUAACCUUCUAGGGAAACUUGGCAUUCUUGAUGGAGAGAACGUAGUAAGAGCUAUUUCAUCUGCUGUUGAGGACACAGAAUAUUUGAGAACAGUAUUGCCAAUUGGUGUUAUCGUAGGGUCUAGUUUAGCUGCACUGAGAAAGUUCUUUGAUGUGGCAGCAGUGAAUAGUGAUGAUGAACAGAAUUUGGCUAUUGAUCAGGUUGAUAAACCAACAGAGAGGCUUCUUCCAGUUGGUGAAAAGGAGGGUAGGCAAAGGCCCUUAAGGGAAAAACAAAAUAGAGAUAAAUUCACCAGUUAUAUCGAUGAAGAAACUGAUGUUGAUGAUGAUGGUGAUAUUGAUCUUGGAAAUUCUAAAGUUAUAAUGGGUGCUGUUACAGCUGCUCUGGGGGCAUCUGCUUUAAUUGCUCAUCAGCAUGAAUCCCUGAAUGAGGAAGAACAGAGCAGAGGAUCUUUCAAGCCUGAGGAAAUGCAUGAGAAAACCCACAACAAUAUAGUGACGAGCCUUGCGGAGAAAGCAAUGUCUGUUGCUAGUCCCGUGGUGCCUAUGAAGGAAGAUGGUGGAGUUGAUCAUGAUAGGAUUGUAUCCAUGCUUGCUGAACUGGGACAGAGGGGAGGUAUGUUAAGGCUUAUUGGAAAAGUUGCUUUACUUUGGGGUGGAAUACGUGGGGCUAUGAGUUUAAUUGACAAGCUCAUCUCAUUUCUGCGCCUUUCAGAGCGUCCAUUGCUACAAAGGAUCCUUGGCUUUGUCUUUAUGGUGCUGCUUCUAUGGUCACCUGUUGUUCUUCCUCUGCUUCCAACACUCAUUCAAAGCUGGGCAACAAAUAACCCCUUUAAAAUUGUCGAGUUUGCUUGCAUUGCUGGCCUCUAUAUCUCCACUAUGGGCAUGAUUACACUUUGGGGCAGAAGAGUUCGCAAGUAUGACGAUCCUCUUAUGCAAUAUGGGUUUGAUUUGGCUUCACUGCCAAAGUUGCAGAAUUUUCUGAAGGGUCUGGCUGGUGGAGCCGUCCUUGUUACACUGAUACAUACUGUCAACACAUCACUUGGUUGUGGAUAUCUGCAUUGGCCAACCACUCUGUCUUUGGUAUCUUCAGAUCCUGUUGCAUCAGUGAAAGCAUAUGGACAGAUGCUUCUGCUGAUUGUUAGAGGGGUUGCAACAGCGACUGUCAUUGCAGCUGUGGAGGAAUUGCUCUUCCGGUCAUGGUUGCCCCAAGAAAUUGCCGCUGACUUUGGAUUUCACCGUGGAGUACUUAUCUCAGGACUUUUGUUUGCUUUAUCUCAAAGGUCAAUAUUGGAGAUUCCCGGGCUAUGGUUGUUAUCCAUAUGUCUAUCAGGAACUCGGCAAAGAAGUCAAGGAAGCCUCUCACUACCAAUUGGGCUCCGUGCAGGGAUAGUGGCUUCUAAUUUCAUCCUAAGAACUGGUGGUUUCCUCUCAUAUCGAUCUACUUUUCCUCUAUGGAUCGCCGGAGUCCGCCCUUUUAAACCAUUUAGCGGAGUUGUCGGCUUCGCCUUCGCAUUGGUUUUGGUAGCUAUUUUCUAUCCUAAACAGCCACUUCAUAAGGAAACAGAAACCAGACACAUCAAAGAGUAAAUCUCCUCUCACUUUUUGCUCACGCACAAGCAAUCUUUCAAAUGCAUGCUGCUCCCAAAGUGCCGGGCCAGCAAAUGAAGCUGAAUACUGCUCAAACGCAGUGAAGACGAUACUGCUUCAUACUUUCUCGCAGCACUCGUAAAAUUGUUGGAAUCUGUAGCUGGGAUGAUUGCAGUUGUAUGUUCGACCAGUUUUGAGCAGGAAAGGGUACGUGAAACGUCGUUCCCACGAUAUAUACUUGUAUAAGUACGUAAAUUUCUAUUAGUUUAUACAUGCUAUACACACCCUUCUUUAGCUAGUUUUGGAAGGCCAGAAAAAAUUGUGCUUUUUUGUCAUAUAUGCAUAGGCUAGCUAGGGAUCUUCUUUUCUGGUAAAUUCUUCACUGUAAUAGAAAUUGUAAUUACAUCAACAAUUGUAUGUUUUUACAAACCAAGCAAUGAAGAGGGAGAAGUGUUGGCUAGCUUAUAA